UAUUAUUUAUGAUCGUCUCAAACCAAUUGAUAAUGAAUUAGAACAUUUAUGUGAUCUAUGUGGUUUAUUAAUUGCACCAAUACAUUUAUAUUGGGCUUUAUGGGCUUUUUUACAAGGAUUACUUACAAAACCUACAUCAACAUUUGAUUAUAUUAAUUAUGGUAAAAUUCGACUAGCACAAUAUCAAAAACACAAACAAAACUUUUUCUUGCCAUUAAAUCACUCACGUAAAACCAGCAACAUCCAAUUAGAAACAGUUCACUAUUUUUGA
Rotaria sp. Silwood1 is the source of this 271-nucleotide messenger RNA. The record is from the annotation of a GenBank genome assembly. Lineage: Eukaryota; Metazoa; Rotifera; Eurotatoria; Philodinida; Philodinidae.